AUGCCUUCUGAGCAAGAACUUAAAGACUAUAAAGAGGCCUUUACACUCUUCGACAAGAAAGGGGCUGGCACAAUUCCGUCCGAGACUUUGGGUGAUGUGCUUCGUGCUGUUGGACAGAAUCCUACACAAGCCGAGGUUCAAGAACUUGCCGGGUCUCACGGAUCCGAGAUAAGCUUCGAUGAAUUUGUAAAAAUCCUUCAACGUCCUGGAGGAUUUGCUCCAGCUGGGACUUAUGAGGAGUUUGUAGAUGGUUUUCAAGUCUUUGAUAAAAAGAGGACCGGUUAUAUUUCUGUGACCGAACUCAAAUAUGUCUUGACUAAUUUAGGUGAAAAGUUGAGUGAAACAGAAGUCGAGGAUCUUUUGAAAGAUGAAACAAUCGAUGACAAUGGGAGCAUCAAUUAUCAUGAAUUUGUAAAGAAAAUCUUGAGUUCAUAA
Molecule: messenger RNA, 435 nt
Organism: Paraglomus occultum
Lineage: Eukaryota; Fungi; Glomeromycota; Glomeromycetes; Paraglomerales; Paraglomeraceae
Source: the annotation of a GenBank genome assembly